AUGGGGGCAACAACGCAGGAACGUGCUGAUCUUUCGAUGCCCGUGGAUAUUGACCUUUCGAACCAUCACACAGGCGGCACGACAGCCUGUCAGGAACGCACCGAGUCCCUCAUGACCGAGGACGACAUUGGCCACAUCCUCUUUGACAUUGUGCCCCAGUACCUGAUGAUCAAGUAUCAAGCGAUGCAUUGGCAAACCCAGCAGGAGCUGAUGCUUCGUGAACUUUCCGAACUUUGUGUCGGAGUCAUGGGAUAUGAAGGACAUCUGUCGAGCCAGAACUUGCAGACUGAAAUGGCGAAAGUUGACAGCAGUGGGACAACAACGACAACAGCCUUCACGCCAGCGUCAGCAACAAGCAGAUGCAGCACUUUAACAACCGCGCGGACCCGUCCCAGCACCUGCAACAACAUCAUCGUCAUCAACAACAACAGCACCGUCAACUACGAACAAAACGACGACGUCCAUCACUGA
Linnemannia hyalina is the source of this 471-nucleotide messenger RNA. The record is from the annotation of a GenBank genome assembly. Lineage: Eukaryota; Fungi; Mortierellomycota; Mortierellomycetes; Mortierellales; Mortierellaceae.